AUGCAAAGCACCAGCAGUAGCAGUGGCAGUAGCAGAGCCCAAACUGAGCAGAGAGCAGAAUCACGUUUAUUCCUCACAAUCAUCGUCGGUAUCAACAGUAAAACCUUUCCCUAUAAGGACUACCAAGUAACUCAAGAAACGUCAUACGAAGGCGAUGUUAAAAACUUUACUCAGGCUCUCAACAAAACAGUGGGUAAAGUCACAACCAUCGACCGGACUGUUGAGCUCACAAAUAAUAUGACCAACCGAAAAAUAUCUACAGAUCAUUCCAUUACAACCACAAACGACAGCGUCGUUACAUUUGAUCGUACUUUGGAACAAUUUGAUACUGAUAGUAAUCUCGCUCUGCAUGAUCAUUUCUUCAAUACUUCAAAUGGUGACACAGUAACUACUGGCAGGAAUUGCACAAAAUGGAGUAGUGACGAUAAAAAUAUCGAAUAUGUAGAAGAUACUGAUGGGAAAAACCGUGAUCGGACCAUUCACUUUACCACCGAACGUUUAAGAGAAAAAGGCAAUAUUAAUAUUAAUCGCGCUUGUUUAGUUCACAAAAAAAACGGCUUGAAAGAAAUUUAUGCCAAUACUACCGUGUACAGGGAUGGGAAACUAGGCUCAGUUGAUAAUUCGGUUGCAUUUAUCAACAAUAGUGAGUAUGUUGUUGAUUACAGUAUAACAAAUUUUUUUCCCGAUCGAAGUGAUAUUGAACAUCACGUAGCAACUUUUCACGUCAGUAAGCUUACAACACUUGAUACAAAUAUUAUAAACAUCUAUGUAUCGACAAAUUACACAUCAAAUUCUAGUUUUAUUGUGAUACUAGAUGAUGAAGGUGGGAAAAAUGUAACCUACAUCAAUAAAGAAGUUUAUCCCGAUGGCAAAGAGGUUUUCCAAUCAAGAAAUGCUAAACUUGACGUUAGUAAUAAAUGUUAUUCUGAUGAUGAUACUUGUGAAUCAAAAGAUAUAAUAGAUUAUAUGCGAGUUAACGGUAAUUAUUUUAUUAACAAAGCCAUCGAUCGGUUUAACGAAUUAGGAACGAUCGAAGAAAAAGCAAAGAAGGAAUCUCAGGAUCUUAUGGAUAAAAAAUAUAAAUGUUCUAAAUAA
Messenger RNA from Cotesia congregata, 1095 nucleotides. Lineage: Eukaryota; Metazoa; Arthropoda; Insecta; Hymenoptera; Braconidae. The record is from the annotation of a GenBank genome assembly.